GUUAUUAUGCUCUGUGUCUCGCUCUCUCUCUCAGGCACAGACUUGGGUGUGGCAGUCACUGGGGAUCCUCAGCCUCAGCUGCUGAUAUCUCACCAGGACCUGACUGGGCAGAGUGCAGGGCACAGGCUGGUGAGGGCGGUUACUGGAGUGUGUUGCAGUUGCUAUAAACCAUGGCAUCAGAUCUCAGGGCAUCAAGAGGAACCAUUAAGGAUCAUCCAGGCUUUGAUGUAAAUAAUGAUUCUGAAGUUCUGAGGAAAGCAAUGAAGGGACUUGGUACCGAUGAAGAUUCCAUCAUUAAUCUUUUGACAAACCGGAGCAGUGCCCAACGCAAGCAGAUGUGUAAAGCGUACAAAACUCUGUUUGGCAAGGAUCUGGUUGAGGACCUAAAAUCUGAACUGGGUGGGAAAUUUGAAAAACUGAUUGUUGGAAUGAUGAAGACUCGCCUUGAGUACGAUGUCUCUCAGUUGCGCGAUGCACUUAAGGGAGCAGGAACUAAUGAAAAGUGCUUGAUUGAAAUUCUUGCCUCAAGAACAAAUGCGGAAAUCCAUGAGAUCAAAGCCGCUUACAAAGAAGAGUAUGGCAAGGACUUGGAAGAAGACAUAGUCAAUGACACCUCUGGCCAUUUUGGAAGGAUGUUGGUAAUUCUCCUCCAGGGCAAUCGUGAUCAGGGCAGACAUACUGAAGAAGCUUCUGUUAAGCAGGAUGCUGAGGAGCUGUUUCAGGCUGGAGAGUUGCAGUGUGGCACUGAUGAGUCGAAGUUUCUCACGAUUAUUGGGACAAGAAAUAUUCAUCACCUUCGGAAGGUAUUUGACCAAUACAUGAAAAUCUCCGGCUAUCAAAUCGAGGAAAGCAUUUCUUCGGAGACAUCAGGGAAUCUGGCUAAUGCAUUAUUGGCUGUCGUGAAAUGUGUAAGAGAUGUCCCUGAGUAUUUUGCCGAAAGCCUGCACAAUUCCAUGAAGGGAGCUGGCACAGAUGAUGACACUCUGAUCAGAAUCAUGAUUUCAAGGAGUGAAGUAGACAUGUUGGAUAUCCGUGAGAAAUUCCGUCAGAAGUUUGGAAAAUCCCUGUACAUUGCGAUCAAGAAAGAUACUUCGGGUGAUUACAGGAAUGCUCUUCUAAAACUGUGUGGUGGUGGUGUUGGUGAAUAAUUUCUUCUGAAGGAGGCAGUUCUGCAAGAUUUGAGAUUAUUGCUGUGUAGAAUCAUUGAUGGCUUUAUUAUGCAAAUACUUCGAUGAACAAUCUUGUAAAACACAUUUUAAGAUUUGCUGCUAACGCUUUGCAUACUAGCCCCUUUUCAAUGUCUAUAGUGCUUGCCAUUUUGCUGUUGAGAUAUAAAGGGAAUACUUUCUCAUAAUACAUGAAGUCAGUCUGUAGAAAUCUGAUUCAUUCAGACAUGAGUUGGACCAAUAAGGAGAUGAAAGACCAAAUGUCUAGGAGAAGUUUAUUGAAUUGGCAGGAAUGUAAUUAGUAUUAAAACCUAAUUCCUGUGAUCAAGAUUUGAUGGAUUAAGGACUCUGGUCACUGGUUUUCAGUUGCAAUGCCUCCCCUUCCUAUGUAUAAUGUCUCUUAUUUUGGUAUUACAGUGGUUAUGUGGAGAGAAUUUUGCAAAACAAACCUCCACACAGAGAGUGUCUAUGUACCAGGGGUGGGGGAGAGAGAAAGUUGCAGUAGACUGCUGGAAACAUGUGUAUCGAGGCACUGUCUUGCUUCACGACUAGUGACCACCAUCAGAAUACAUUGAAGUUGAAGGCCCAUACAAGCACUUUUUGGCUAGAGGUUUAAAGACCUAGUAAAUUUUGUAUAUUUGCGUACUAAUGCAUUUAGCCACUAAUAUAAAGGCUUAAUUGUCCAGCUCCUAAAUGUAGACAUUGGUAAUCAUGAAAACAAUUUGCGCUUUACAUGUAUAAGGUAUUACUGUAAUAAGAGUAACAUCAAAAAUGUGUUGGCAAUGGCUUGUUAUGUAUCAACCAUGGUGCAACCCAAAAAAAUUACUGAGAAAAUACAUCUUUUUUUCAAUUUUGAAAA
Callorhinchus milii (elephant shark) is the source of this 2025-nucleotide messenger RNA. Its product is annotated as annexin A5. The transcript is spliced from 13 exons. Gene Ontology annotation, molecular function: calcium-dependent phospholipid binding; calcium ion binding. Gene Ontology annotation, biological process: negative regulation of coagulation. Lineage: Eukaryota; Metazoa; Chordata; Chondrichthyes; Chimaeriformes; Callorhinchidae. Gene Ontology annotation, cellular component: cytoplasm. The record is from RefSeq and is a predicted model, not a curated record. Bases 171 to 1148 code for a protein of 325 amino acids.